This is a messenger RNA of Cyphellophora attinorum, 1233 nucleotides long. RefSeq lists its product as uncharacterized. Gene Ontology annotation, biological process: reciprocal meiotic recombination; meiotic DNA recombinase assembly. The transcript has a single exon. Bases 1 to 1233 code for a protein of 410 amino acids. Gene Ontology annotation, molecular function: crossover junction DNA endonuclease activity; four-way junction DNA binding. The record is from RefSeq and is a predicted model, not a curated record. NCBI's taxonomy places the organism in Eukaryota, Fungi, Ascomycota, Eurotiomycetes, Chaetothyriales, Cyphellophoraceae. Gene Ontology annotation, cellular component: Rad51B-Rad51C-Rad51D-XRCC2 complex; replication fork; Rad51C-XRCC3 complex.
AUGUGGCAAGUCGACAAUGGGCAUGCAGAUCGCAGUGAAGGCAAUGCAGAGCUCGAUGCUGGUACUAAAGUUGUCUGGCUGGCCACCAGCUCUCCGCUGAUGCACUCCCGUUUUGACGACAUAGCAGCGCAGAUGGCAGAGUCAGUGGACGAUGGCAUACCUUCGUCGCCCCCACGCGCUGGCGCGGCUCUUUGCGAUCUAAGCAAUCGAUUCAUCUACCGAGAAGUCCAGGUACUGGCCCAUUUGCUUGUCAUGCUCAUGCAUCCGACUGCUGUCUUUCCUCCACCGAAUACGUCCGUUCUCGUGAUCGACGGACUCCCGAACUUUCUACUUGGCGCUUUGCCCAAGCAGCCUCACUCGAAGGACCCGAAAGGCAAUGUACUGGCAGAUCAGGCUGCCAAACGAGCCAACAGUAAGCGCUUCCAAGUCAUCGACAACCUCGCUUCUGCACUGGCACGCCUGGCCACGUCACGGCAUAUCGCCGUUGUCGUGCUCACAAAUGCUACGACUGCGAUCAGGAAUGGACAAAAGGCUAUUCUCAAGCCGGCCUUGAGUCGACAGGGAUGGGACAUUGCAAUCAACACUAGAAUUGCUCUAUACCGAGAUCUAUAUCCUCCGCAAUACCGCGAGAACCUGACCGUCGAGGAGAAGCGAUUCUAUCGGCUGGCGGAGGUGACUCGACUGAACGCUAAGGAUGUCUUUCGAGACCCUGUACCGUUUGUGAUAGAGACAGAAGGGCUGAGAGAAUUGGAUACUUACAGCUUGCCCAUAUCAAGUGCUAGACCACCGAGAACAACUCCCCAGAGAGCGCCAGAAGCAUUGGUGCCCCUCGAGAUUCGCACCAGCCAGCUUUCGUCCCAAAAUGGGAGCCACACAGCGUUUCCGACUGCAUCGCAAGUGCUUAGACAAGAGUACACAGUCCUAGAUCAAGGUCCGGUAUCCCCUCAGAUGCCAGUCGGUAGCAGUCAGCCACUAGAGCCAAUCGAGGAAGCAGCAUCGCACGUAAGUGAGGGCGGUCUGUUAGUCGAGGAAAAUCAUUACGCGGGUCACCCGUCACGAGCAACGAAACGAAAAGCGAUUGAGAUCGCGGACAGUGAAGACGAGGACGACCCUGAAGAGCUCGACCUGGAUCUGCCAGACCCAAGCCUUCCACCACCUCAACCUCAUGGAGGUGCCACAAGUACGGAUAUGGAACCUGAAGAAAUGCUCUUCGAUCGAGCUGAAUACCGAUAG